CCCCUCUUUCUCUCUCUCUCUCUCUCUCUCAGGAUUACCCUUCCAGAUUAAGGAGCAGGGAUCCAAUCCUCCCUCCAUCUGCUUGCCUGACUUGAAUCGCCACGGCAACCCACACCUGCGUUCAGCAACACCGACCCAAAACUCCGAAACCAUGGAUACGGGACAUUUACGACUUUCUAACCGCUAGAUAACGUGUGUGGAGGAGUGUGUAUGAUGCCUGUGUGUGUGAGUGUGUGUAUUCAUCCCUCUCGUUGUUUGAACGCGAGCCACAGCGGAGUGUGUUGUACUCAGAGCCUUUGGGACUAAGAGUCACGGAUUUACCAUGCAGAAGCGCUGGCGGAACAACGCUUACUUUUUAUAUUGCCUUGCCGUGCUCUGCACCGCGGGAUAUGUGCACAUCACCACUGAUGCUGCUGCGGUUGGGAGUGCGCUCCCCGGUGUGGCUCUGGUGGAGUUUGGCCCGGGGGCCGCUGCCACGGGCGUUGACGGCGCAGGCGGAAUGUUCCGGGAGGAGGAGGAGAGCUGGCUAGAGGGGGAGGCGCAGGAGGAGGAGAGCUGGCUGGAGGGGGAGCGGGGGAGAGGGAGGCGCGGGAGGAGGAACGUUCUGCUGCCCAGCGGCGUCCGACUCUGCUCUCAGGAGUCCCUGCAGCAGGCCCUCCAGUACCACCACGAAUACUACCAGCUCAGAGUCUGUCAGGAGACAGUGUGGGAGGCCUUUAAGAUCUUCUUGGACCGGCUGCCCAAUCAGGAGGAGUACCAGCACUGGAUGAGCCAAUGCCAGGAGGGCAUUAUGACAGCCCGCGAUAUUGGCAUCACUUUCAGCCAAUCAGAAGAGCACUUGACUCUUGUCAAGAAGAGACUGGAGACUGCAGUAACCAAUGAAAAGAGUCAGGGCACACUGCCACCAGAGUGCAGAGCACAGACGGAGGCUCCACCCCCAGAGCAGGAGAGUGAACCAGCCCAAACAGAGGAGGAGGCGGCUGGCUCAGAAGCCAUAGAGGAGGAGCCGGUGGAGGCUGCCAUGGUAACCGAUGCAACCCCAGUCGAUGUGCUAGAGAUUGACAAUGAAAUUGAGCUGGAUGCGGUUGUCAUGCCAACGCGGGUCAUGAUGGAGCAGCAGGUGGAACUAAGCGCCCUCCUACAUGGAGAACCUUGGAAGGAUGACCUCAGUGACCCCUCCUCCUUCACACACCACCUCCUCUCAGAGGAGUUUACUCAGAAGGUCUCUGCUGCACUUCAGAAGCUGCCAGAGUUUAAGAGUGUGUCUGUGGUAGAGUUCAGGCCUCAGACAGAAGCCUCUGGGUCAGAGAGUGUGCGGGUGGAGUAUGUUGUGUCUGUGCAGACAGAUGGAGGUGAAGUGAGCAUUGAGACGCUGGACUUCAUCAACCUGCAGUCCAACAUGGUGGAGAGCAGCUUCGUCAUCGACCCCGAGAUGCCCACCGUCGAGUACACCGUCACCGACCAGAGGAGCUUCAUCACUGAAGCACUACACGUGGUUGAGACCUACGCUCCUGAGGAGUCAGAGCUAAGUGCUGGACCUCCAGAAGAAGCGAACAUUAAUGACCUCUUGGCCGCCGCGGAGCUUCCCCUCGACCCCGGACAGGAAGUGUUUGAGGAGGUGCUGAAGGAGGUCAUCGGGGAGAAUGAAGUCAUCAUUCCAGAUGAGAGUGUCACUGAGGAGGAGGAGGAGGAGGUAGCACCGGCUUUGGAGGAGGGGGAGGAGCCACAGGUCAUUGAUGAUGUGGAGGCAGAGGCUCCGCCCACAGAUGGCCCUUCUGCCGCGGCGGUUGAGACCGCCCACGUUCCGGAAACCGCAAGUGAAAUCUCUGGGUCGGGCUCAGGAGGAGAUGAUUGGCCGGCACUAGUGGUGAGCUCACCUGAAACCACGCCCACUGAGACAGAAGAGAGUGCAGCGGAAGGGGAGGAGCCUGCUGGUGAUGUCACAGAGGAGGAAAUUGACAUCACCACCAUCACCACGGUAACGAUCGAGGAGGUGUUCGAGGAGGAAACAGCACCUGCUGAGGCUAAGCAGGAGGAGGAGGAGGAGGUUAUGGUUCCCAUGGAAACAGAGGCCGAGGCUCCAGUGGUCGUAGAAGAGGAGGGGGCGGAGCCAGGGGUGUCAGAGGAGGACCUCACUGAGGAUGAGAUCUUAUUGGUCAGCGAGACGCCAGAGGACCCUGUGGACUCCGCCCACCCAACGCCCAUCUCCCCGGAGAAGGAGUCCCCCUUCACCAUCAUCGCCGUGGUUACGCCGGAGGAGGAAGUGGAGGAGGCGACGUACACAGAACCGUCCAUCAUCCUGACCGUGUCCGAGGUCGACUACGAUGUCUAUAUCCACGGCGACCACAUGGAGGACGGCAGCGGGUACUCGGACGGUGCCCGCGGCGACGACCUCAACGGCGUGGCGCUGCCAACCAACCCGGGGCGGGCGCUGAUGGUGUUCUUCAGCCUGAGGGUGACCAACAUGGUGUUCUCCGACGACCUCUUCAACAAGAGCUCACCGGAGUACAAGAGCCUGGAGCAGCGCUUUCUGGAGCUGCUGGUGCCGUACCUGCAGUCCAACCUCACGAACUUUGAGAACCUGGAGAUCCUGAACUUCCGUAACGGCAGCAUCGUGGUGAACAGCCGCAUGAAGUUUGGCAAGCCCGUGCAACAGGGCGUCACCAGCUCCGUGUACCUCAUCCUGGAGGACUUCUGCAACACCGCCUACCAGACCAUGAACCUGGCCAUAGACAAGUACUCACUGGACGUGGAGUCAGGUGAGCAGGCGGACCCGUGUAAGUACCAGGCGUGUAACGAGUUUGCGGAGUGUAUGGUGAACCGUUGGUCGGGCGAGGCGGAGUGUGUGUGUGACGCCGGCUACUACAGUGUGGACGGAUUGCCCUGCCAAAGCAUCUGUGAGCUGCAGGUCGACUUCUGCAUGAAUGACGGCAAGUGCGACAUCAUCCCCGGACAAGGAGCCAUCUGCAGGUGUCGCGUUGGAGAAAACUGGUGGUAUCGCGGCGAACACUGUGAGGAGUACGUCUCCGAGCCAUUGGUUGUUGGCAUCGCCAUAGCGUCAGUUGCCGGGUUUCUACUGGUGGCUUCCGGCGUCAUCUUCUUCCUGGCAAGAGCACUGAGGGACCAGUAUGACAAGGAGGAGGCCGAGGACCCCUUACAGGGAUCGUCCUCACUCAGACAGCAUAUUAGGAUGCAGUGCAGGGGUGGGGACAGUCUUCCGUCUCUGGAGCGGGCCACUAAGUACAACCCCAUGUACGAGAGCGACGCCACCACGGCCUACAGUCACUACUACCGGCGCUACCCCGACCCCCCCAUCCACAGCAGCGCCAGUGCCGAGGCCUCCACCGAGUUCAGCAGCGAGGAGAUACGCCACAUCUACCAGAACAGCGAGCUCACCAGAGAGGAGAUCCAGGACCGUAUCCGGGUCAUUGAGCUCUAUGCCAAGGACCGGCAGUUUGCAGACUUCCUGCGGCAGCACCAAGUGAAAUUGGAUACUCGGAGAGAGAGCGCAUCCACAUAGACCAACAAACACAACGAGCACACAGCUGUGAGUAAGAUCUCUGCCUUGUCUGCCCGGCACUAGGAGUCUGUCAGUCCUGUUGCCAUGGUGCUGCUCUGGGAACAUGAUGGGAUACGUAGAUUGGAUUUAUUUCUUCGCGAGUCUUCGAAGAGACGUAGAGUCACACACACACACACACAGACGUGCAGAUGAAGAGACGUAGUGUCACACACACACACACACGUGCAGAUGAAGAGACGUAGUUACUUGUGACUCGGACAUGAUUUAUCGUUCGCGCAUCGGGAUGAGGAUGUCGUUCAGACAAGGUUUGGAGAUUGGAUGCUCUUGUUGUCACAGCCUGACACACCUGACAUUAGGUUCUCAGUGUUCAUUGGUCGAGCUGCUUCCUGCUAUGCCAGUGCCUUCUCCUGAUUGGAUGAACCGUUGUUCGAAUGGACGCGAUAAGAGCUCUCUGCCAAUCAUGAAAUGGCCCCCCUGGAAUCCUAUUGGAUACUUGAAAACUGAUGACUAUCUUCUUAAUGUAUCAUUGUUACCUAGCGUGAAUACACACACACACACACACACACACACACACACACACCGGACAC
Clupea harengus (Atlantic herring) is the source of this 4107-nucleotide messenger RNA. It is a transcript of the gene impg2a, whose product is annotated as interphotoreceptor matrix proteoglycan 2a. The record is from RefSeq and is a predicted model, not a curated record. Lineage: Eukaryota; Metazoa; Chordata; Actinopteri; Clupeiformes; Clupeidae. Gene Ontology annotation, molecular function: hyaluronic acid binding; heparin binding. Gene Ontology annotation, biological process: visual perception.